Fomitiporia mediterranea MF3/22 is the source of this 861-nucleotide messenger RNA. RefSeq lists its product as uncharacterized. The record is from RefSeq and is a predicted model, not a curated record. The transcript is spliced from 7 exons. Lineage: Eukaryota; Fungi; Basidiomycota; Agaricomycetes; Hymenochaetales; Hymenochaetaceae. Gene Ontology annotation, cellular component: endoplasmic reticulum; membrane. Gene Ontology annotation, biological process: membrane organization; endoplasmic reticulum tubular network organization. Bases 1 to 861 code for a protein of 286 amino acids.
AUGGCCACUCCCCAGCACUAUGUUUGGGCAGGAGGUCACUUCCUCAUGCUCGCAUGUGCCUCCAAAUACCUCCUCGCCUGGCUAACCUUCCGCAGCGUUGGCCAGUCUAGACUCUACUCUCUGAGCUACUUCGGUGCACUCGUCAGCUAUGCCAUCGUGUGCUAUAAAUCGUUCGCAACUCAAGUGAGCAUGACUAUACACUCAUGGGAAUAUUCUAAUCUGUUCGAGCAGGGGGCACCCAGUGCGACCACGCUUAGGCGCGCCUUGAUGGACGAGAACGUGCAAUACUUCAUCCUCGCGUUUUUCUGGUGGAUGUCCAAGCCUAUUCCAGUGUCCCUUAUUCCGUUCGCAACCUUUUCUCUUUUCCACGUUUUGACGUUCCUGCGUUCGAACCUCCUACCACAUUUCUUCCCGCCGACGCCACCUGCUGCUGCUGGACAACCGCCCACGCAGCAUCCGUUCCUGAAAAAGGUCCAGGGCUGGAUCAAGGCAAAUUAUGACCCUGCGAUGCGCAUCGUCGCAUACGCGGAGCUAUUGAUCCUCGUCCGCGUUGCACUGGGAGCACUGACGUUCCAGAACUCACUCCUCGCACCCGUCAUCUUCGCGCAUUUCCUGCGUUUGCGCUUUUACCAGUCGCAGUUCACGCAGCGAGCUGUUUCACAUGUUCAGAGUCUCAUCGACGGCUUCGUGCGCCGUCCUGGAAACCCACCUGUGCUGGCUAGUGUGUGGGAAAAGGCGAAGGUGCUGAUUACGCGCUGGUCGGGCACUGUUCUUACCCAGGCGCCCCAGCCUCAAGCGCAGCCCGCUGGUGCUGCCGGUGCUGCAGGAGCCGGAGCCGGAGCCGGAGCAGGUCGUCGCUGA